Messenger RNA from Drosophila mojavensis, 1174 nucleotides. RefSeq lists its product as uncharacterized. The transcript has a single exon. The coding region runs from base 419 to 886 and encodes 155 amino acids. The record is from RefSeq and is a predicted model, not a curated record. NCBI's taxonomy places the organism in Eukaryota, Metazoa, Arthropoda, Insecta, Diptera, Drosophilidae.
CACGUCUAGUUUCUAUUGACACGUUGGUUAGUUCAAAAUUCACAAUUUUCUAUGAAAUUCAAAAUUAUUUCUCGCCUUUCAGUGCCAGCGAAUCGUCUCUCACAGCAAUCCACCCCAUUGAGCGACUUUUGAGCUGAUUUAAGGACAUAUCUAUGGUCUAAUGAUCUUUGAAAUUAAUCUGCAGUUUUAUUUGUUGCGGCAUAACGCGGUGCGUACCUACUUUUUACGCUUGUGGCUCAGUGUUGUCAAUCAGGACGCACCUAUAGAGGCUGUUGCUAUCCAGGAGCUAUUGUAAUUGGGAAGCAGUCAUAUCGACCACGCCAUUGGCAAGACUUGCGGCCGGGAGAAAGAGCACGGGGCAGAGCAAAACACAUAUAUAUAUAUACAUACAAGAAGUCGACAGUAGUAGGAGUUCAUUAUGUCAAGGCAUUGUUAUCGCACUACCACCCUGGAAUUUUACGAGCUUGUGCCAGAAACUCGGAACUACAGCUACGGAUCCGUACACUGGCCCUUGCAUAUGGAUAGCUAUGGUGCUGACAGCUAUUUUUCUAAUCUGCAAAACCAUUUGGCUAUGGCUAGCAAUAGUGAUCAGCAUCGUGAGUUUAUCUACGACAUUGUACAGUAUCCUCAACAACAAGCCAUAUUCGAGUUUGGUCAGCAGGAGGAACCGCGUACCGCAUACUUAGCAUCUGUUCCCAUACAUGAAGAUCAAACAAGAAAUAUGACUAAAGAUGAUGAAUAUAAGACGAGCAAUGUAGACGCCGUAGCUGCAGAGCCAAAGACCACAAAUAAGCCACGAAGAAAGAAAAACAUCUAUCGUGCAAAACAGGGCUAUUUGGUGGAAGAGCCCUCCAGUGAGUCCGAGAACGACCAGGAAGCUAGUUAGUAAAUUUUUGAGUUAAUAUUAUAUUUAUGGAUCAAUGGCAGGCUUGCCGCAACGCUUUGAACAACAUAUCCGAUCUACAAUCAAUUAUUUAAUCAUUGCGGUUGAGUUAUGGCAAGAAUGUCUGAAAAGUCCUGAUGCUACUCAUAUGUAUAUACAUAUAUAUAUUUUUUUCUUCUAUAAUAUUCAUCUAACAAAAAACACACAUAUAUAUUUUUUACUGUAACCAUUUAGUGUUUCUUCGUUUGUUAAACGUAAGCCUGCUUAAAGAAGUAAAUUAUAAAAACACAA